AUGCAAGCAUGGAUAGCGCUUGCUAGUCCAAGGUCAAGACAUGUGUUGUCCAGGAUCUCUGAUUACAACAACAAUCAACAAGUGACAAAGUACCAGCUGAUUGGAUCAGAGCAGGCGAGGAAGUACAAGACCGGGAAUGUGCUGAGCUUGGGAAUGUGUCUUGCCUUGAAGGAGAAUGACAUGCGUCUCGGGACAUACUUCAAGGAUCUCAUUCAAGACCCAGAGAAAGAUAUAUACUGUGUUGGGACAUGCCAACAAGCUUUCUCCGAAGUCAACAUGCAGAGAGGAGAGUACAUAUACUUUGAGUUCUGCAAAGACCCAGAGAAGCUCUUCCAUGUCAUCUACCAUAUGUCCGUAGCAUUCAGUGUCAAAGCUGACAUGUUAGGAAAGGAUACCAGGAUUGUAGCCAUGGGAAUAUUCUUCAAUGGCACUCGAGAGCAGUUUGACGAUGCUGGUCGCGUAGCGACCCAGUUCUUUACUGAUGCACGUGAUGGUGGCCUGAUGAUUUGUGACUCGGCAGAGAUACCUGUGUACCUGUGCUAUGUUCCAUAUGUAGAGCCAAAAGCUCCACGUACUGCACGAGAGGCGAAGAAAGUACCAUCAUCAACCCAGACAGCCAGGCGACAAAGAAGCAAGAACAAACCAACAGGCUCAAACAGGGAUGAGCUCGACUCCAAGGGGAGCUUCAAAUUCAAUGUGAUGCUCAGCCUUCUUUUCGUCAUGUCCUCGGCCUACUCUGCGAGAGAGGAAAUGGAGGCGACCAGGAGAGCUUCACGGGAGGAGGAGCUUGUGAUGCAGUGGAUAGUUCCAACACAUGGGGAACUCGUAGCUCAAGGCGGGAUCGAUAAAGUUCUCAAGGAAGCUGACACGAGGACGUUGCUGGAUCAGAUCAAGUCGCAUGAAGAAAACGUGGACCAUUUCACUCAGCACAAGAUCAAUGUCAAGACCUUCAUGUUCACUUUGAAGAAGAAGCUGAUACCGCACAACAGCGACCCAGUCAAAGGCAUUCCCGACGAUCAAAGAGCUCUCCAUAUUGUAGGUGUCGUGGUUAUGCUCGAGUGA
Guillardia theta CCMP2712 is the source of this 1062-nucleotide messenger RNA. RefSeq lists its product as hypothetical. Lineage: Eukaryota; Cryptophyceae; Pyrenomonadales; Geminigeraceae. The coding region runs from base 1 to 1062 and encodes 353 amino acids. The record is from RefSeq and is a predicted model, not a curated record. The transcript is spliced from 4 exons.